Molecule: messenger RNA, 681 nt
Organism: Trichomonas vaginalis G3
Lineage: Eukaryota; Parabasalia; Trichomonadida; Trichomonadidae
Product: ankyrin repeat protein family
Exons: 1
Coding region: 1-681 (226 amino acids)
Source: RefSeq, a predicted model, not a curated record
AUGAAUUCUGCCAUUGACAUUAAAUUUCACGCUAUGAUUAUAGAACUUACCCUCGAUUACGAGUAUAUUGGAGCUCACAUUAAUGAAUAUAUUGAAGCAGAAAACCUGUUUGAUGUAUUUUAUUUUGAAGAUCUCGAAAUGAUCUUCAAAUAUGUAAACAUGACUCCAGAAAUUUACAAUUCUAUUCAUAAGUUAGCAAAUGGUAAAUUUGAUAUAUCUAAAUUAUUCAAAAAAUCAAGCUGUACUGCAAAAAAUCUUCAGGACGUAAUUUCAACACUCGAAAUCAUCAAAGAAAACAUGAAUGUUAAUUUGUUAAAUGAUUCAAUCAUUGUUUUAAAGAAUUUAAACGUAUUUCUUUCAGAUCCUUCAAUUCUUGAAAACUCAGAUGAACGAAUUAGAACUGGAAUUCUUGGAAAUAUUGACGAACAGGAACGAACACGAAUAAAUGAAUAUUUAACACUAAGAGCCAAUAAUAAAGAAAAAGAUUUGAAAAUUGCACAGCUAACAGAAAUGAAUAACAAAACGACGGAAUAUCUCAAAAUAAUUUCAGAGUAUGAUUUCUACACAGAUUUUGAUACAGUUUAUAAUCUUUUUAAAGAAUUAAUAGAAAAAGAUAAUACAGUUAUUCUUAAAAUUGCAAUAAAUGGAGGACUUACAGAACACAGAGGCCCUGGUAAUUGA